Molecule: messenger RNA, 721 nt
Organism: Schistosoma turkestanicum
Lineage: Eukaryota; Metazoa; Platyhelminthes; Trematoda; Strigeidida; Schistosomatidae
Source: the annotation of a GenBank genome assembly
UUCCUAGCUUUCAUUUGAACCUCAAAGCUCGAUUAGAUGCUCGAAGUAGAUUGCAGCAAAAGUAUAAUAUUCAAAGAAUCGGAUUAUCAACGAGAGAUGGGGAAUUUGUCGAAGCAUUUUAUGCUGAUCGUCGAAUUAAGUCAAGUUCAAAAUCUGUUUCAACUGAACAAGAUGAUUUAAAUGGAGAGAUUUUAGUACUUUGUUGUGAAGGUAAUGGUGGUUAUCCUGAGAUUGGAACUCCUUGGGUCCCCCUUGAACGAGGUUAUUCAGUUUUGGGAUGGAAUCAUCCUGGUUUCGGGGAAAGCACGGGUUUACCAUUCCCGGAAAAGGAACAAAAUGCUGUUGAAGCAUGCUUUUUAUUUGCUGUACAUCGAUUAAAUUUUCAACCUAGUCAAAUAUAUGUACUUGGUUGGUCAAUUGGUGGCUAUACAGCAUCUUGGAUAGCUAUGAACUAUCCUGAUAUAGCCGGUUUGGUUUUGGAUGCUACUUUCGAUAAUAUAGACGAACUGUCCAGACGAGUUGCACCAUCUGUAUUUGAUCCAGUUUUGGAAUCUGUCGUUAAAAUGUAUUUGGAUCUAAACAACCUAUCCCAUGUGAUCAAUUACGAUGGUCCAGUGCUUAUUAUUCGCCGUAGUGAUGAUGAAGUUAUCAGCACUGGGGAAGAUCAUUCACGUGCAACUAACAGAGGCAAUUAUUUAUUGAUUGGUCUAUUAAAACAUCG